Messenger RNA from Exserohilum turcica Et28A, 1203 nucleotides. RefSeq lists its product as uncharacterized. Gene Ontology annotation, molecular function: GTP binding. The transcript has 4 exons. The coding region runs from base 1 to 1203 and encodes 400 amino acids. NCBI's taxonomy places the organism in Eukaryota, Fungi, Ascomycota, Dothideomycetes, Pleosporales, Pleosporaceae. The record is from RefSeq and is a predicted model, not a curated record.
AUGGAACUCAGAAAUGGAGAAAAUUCCAGCUCCAACGAGAAAGACAUCAUCUCAAUCCAGGACAAAACGCAAUGGUGUAUCGACAUGAUCAACAGUUUGUCUGAUUCUGAUCCAGCAAAGAUACUUCUCCUUUUGGGACGUCCCGGAGUCGGGAAAUCAUCAUUCUUGGAGAGCGUGACCGGUGCCAGUGGCCACGCGGGUGAUGGUACAGAUCCUGCCGCCGAUAAUCUUACCAAGACGAUCCAGAUCGAAGCUGUUGGGGUUGGUCAGACUCUGCUUUUCGUCAUGGACACGCCUGGCAUCAAUACAAAUGCAGAAGAAGCGGCUCUUACCGAAAUCGCACGUGGGAUCGACCGCAUUCGGUCCAAAGCUCGAAUCGUUGGCGUCCUCUACGUAAGCAGAAUCAUCGAUCGAAACGAAGAUAUCGAUGACAAAUUGCGGCCCUUUCUCCUAAGCUUUUGCGGCUCCAGAUUCAUGCCGCAGGUCACAUUCGUUACGACACACUGGACUGCAGAAGUAGAAGCGCAAAAGCGUGCAUUUAACCGGAAUCUCGAGGAGCUCAAAAGAAGGAACCAGAGGGACUUUGUGGAUAAGGGAGCAAGGUUCUAUGAGCAUGGACGAGAAUUUGUCAAUGGAGGUGGCUCAUCCGGGUUUCUCCAUUGGUGGCGUCAGCAGAACGACAUUGCUAUCCAUGCAAAGAGUAUGAUCCGUAGCUGGUAUGGAGGAAAACAUGAGGCGGAAAGCCCUCGCUUUGUUCAACAGCUCGAAAGUCCUAUCGAAGUUCUUCAAACAGACGCUGCAAGGUCGCUAGGAGUUUCCUUUGAUGGCUCCGAAUCCACCUCCGCACCUGGACAGGGAGAAGAUGCACUAAAUGCGGAUCAAAAGUCAAGAGAGACACCAGGAUCGACGCCUAGUAUGGGUACAAGUGCGAGUACGAAUACAACGCAAGAAGAAGGGGAGAAAGAGGGAGAGAAAGAGGGAGAGAACGAGGGAAGAGGACAUAUUCAAGAACAAAAUGAACUCUCAAUCUGGCAGAAGGCCUGGGACGGCGUCAAAAGCCUCCGGCCCACAAUUAACGUCACCAACGACGGCAUUAGCAUAACGUUGUCCACACCCAAUCAAGAUGAGAACAUCCAGGGAACCUUUCAACAUCCUUUUCGUCGAAGUCAUGCUCCUUGCAACCAGAGUGAAUCAUCCGGAUAG